AUGCCGGAGCUCGAUUGGGAGCCAGCGUUGACUGUGGAGUGGGCAGCAGGCUUUGAAAGUUGGCUUCUGCAAUUCAUUUGGGAAAUAUGCAACGACGAUAGUGACGACGAGGUCAGGGAGGUGGACAAGAAACCUAUCUCCAUUUACCUAAGGUACCUCACAGAGCCUGCCUCCUUCGUUUUGUACCUUCCUUACACGCCAUCAACUUGUGGCGGCCUGAAAGAGACGGCUACCUGCAGCAGACAAUCCCACGUACCCCCCGCCCACAACUAUUUCAUCAAUGCACCCUCUGAUCAUGAGUGUCGUGUCGUAUGGUUCUCGACUCGCCCAAGUGUCCAACGGCAUAUCACUUCCGUGAAAAGAGGGGGGCGACUGGCAUGUUAUGUUCAUCAUCACCCUGGGGCUGGUAUAUUUCACAAUCUCGUUUCGGGUUCUCGGAGAGAUAAUAAAGGAAAUUGUGGUGUACGUAGGCGGGUGACACCUCUUCACGUAUUCGGGUCGUCUUGUGAGAGGUUCCUGGUUCGAGCUCGGGUGACUUUGGCGCACCAGUCGACCCGCAGUCCUGCUAUUCUGGACGAGGCUCAAACGAACAAGGGCGAUAUGCCAGAAAAGCUCACCCCCGGAGUCUCGGGAUGGAUGAGUGGUCUAACAUACUCGACAAUACAGCCGCUGUGAUGAGAUGUCUCUAUUUGGUGGUGACAUGGCCCACGUCUCCAUCCAAGACGGGCUGCAACUUGGUUCCUGUCGUUGCACAUACACCCCGAUCGGUCAGAUAGCAGAAAACUUAGGCGCCAAACAAAUUGUUUACAUCUGAGCAGAAGCGGUGAGAGAGAAACUGGCUGUCCUCCCCUCUCUCGUCUUGGCUGAUGGCUGAUCUGAUACCUCCAUCCCUCCGUCAUCAACGCUGACAAACUCUCCGUAGCUUGCUCACCGGUGUUAGGGCCAUGUCGACCAAUCGGUCUAUAUGGACUAACAAUGUUUUCGCCCGGGUGUGUAAAUGAGAAACUUGGUUCCCGACUACUAUAUAAGAGAAGGAAGGAGCCUAGUCCAGCCACAUCUUCCUUCUAUCCGCCAGGGCGUUAAUUAUCUCGAAUCAUUUUACGUAUUGUCAAUUUAUUGUCCCUACAUAUAUCAUCCAGGCAUCACGCUACCCAACAAGUCCAUCUGCUCUAAAUCCAUACCUCAGAAGUCUUCCGUCCCCCAGGUGCUUCCUGACAGACACGGUCUUGGUUUUCG
Messenger RNA from Pyricularia oryzae 70-15, 1236 nucleotides. RefSeq lists its product as uncharacterized. Bases 1 to 675 code for a protein of 224 amino acids. The record is from RefSeq and is a predicted model, not a curated record. Lineage: Eukaryota; Fungi; Ascomycota; Sordariomycetes; Magnaporthales; Pyriculariaceae. The transcript is spliced from 5 exons.